Molecule: messenger RNA, 5223 nt
Organism: Corylus avellana
Lineage: Eukaryota; Viridiplantae; Streptophyta; Magnoliopsida; Fagales; Betulaceae
Source: RefSeq, a predicted model, not a curated record
UGGAGCUCGUGAAAGGUUGUGUCAUUAUCAGCGAUGACAUACCACGUGGGUUCUGAUCAACUGAUAAGAGGUGAAUGUGGCUGAGAAUGCUCAGAAAAAUAAAGUGGGAGAUAAGCUGAGCAAAGCACAUUAAAUCUGAUGAAAUUUCUAAUCUGUCAUCCCCCACUCUACGCUUCCAACACCUCUCGCUAAAUCAUCAACAGCUGCUUUGAGCAUCACUCCACUCACCAACAAGAAAUGGCCGAAGGAGUUCUCUUCGACACUGCUACGAAUAUCAUUAAAAGUUUGGGCCCUCUUAUUCGCCAAGAGAUUGGGCUGCUCUGGGGUUUUAAAGAUGAGGUUCAAAAGAUCCGGAACACGGUUUCCACCAUCCAAGCCGAGCUUUUGGAUGCGGAGGAGCAGCAGGACAAUAACCAUGCCGUCAAAGAUUGGCUUGAAAAACUGAAGGAUGUCAUGUACGACGUCGAUGACUUGCUGGAUGACUACUCCACUAAACUUCUGCGCCAACAAGUGAUGACACGGGAUAAGAAGAUGGCAAAACAGGUAUGCAUCUUCUUUUCCAAUUCGAACCAACUUGUAUAUGGCCUUAAAAUGGGUCAUAGGAUCAAGGCAGUUAGGACGAGAUUAGAUGACAUCGCAGCUAAUAGGAGCAAAUUUAGCUUCACUAAGCGCCAUCUUGAGCAUAAGAGGAGAGAAGAUACACACUCUUUUGUACCUGACCAAGAAGUUAUUGGGAGAGAGGCUGACAAAAAGGCUAUUAAAGAUCAAUUGUUAUUGGAUUCUAAUGUGAAAGGGAACAUUUCCAUCAUUCCCAUAGUCGGGAUUGGUGGACUAGGCAAGACCACGCUUGCUCAACAUGUGUUCAAUGACGACGAGGUCAAAAGACAUUUUGAUCUUAUGAUAUGGGUGUGCAUCUCUGAUCCUUUUGACGUGAAAGCUAUUGUUCAAAAGAUCAUAGAAUGCGCAACUGGAAUAAGACCCGAAAGCCUUGAGAUGGAUUUGUUGCAACGUCAGCUUCGAGAAAAAAUUGAUGGGAAGCGAUAUUUACUUGUUUUAGACGAUGUAUGGAAUGAAGAUCGUGAUACAUGGUUGAGAUUGGAAACACUAUUAUUGGGUGGCCUGAGAGGAAGCAAAGUUUUGAUUACUACACGUAGCAUAAAAGUUGCAAAUAUUACAAGCGCAAUGUCACCGUAUCUUUUGGAAGGUCUAUCUGAAAGCAAUUCUUGGAAUUUAUUUAAGAGAAUGGCAUUUAAAGACGAGGAAGAGCUAAAGAAUCCAAAGCUAGUAGAAAUUGGAAGGGAGAUCAUACAAAAGUGUGCACAAGUUCCUCUUGCUAUUAGGAGCAUAGCAAGUCUAUUAUACUUCGACAACUCAGAAGCUUAUUGGUUGUCUUUUAAAAACAAUGCACUUUACAAAAUAACUCAACAAGAGAGAGGUAUUUUCCCAAUACUUAAGUUGAGUUAUGAUCAUCUCCCGCCACACUUGAAGCAAUGUUUUGCCUUUUGUUCAUUAUUUCCAAAAGAUUCUAAAAUUAAAGUGGAGGUGUUGAUUCAACUAUGGAUAGCUCAAGGCUUUAUUCAUUCAUCAAAUUUAAACAAAUGUCUUGAAGAUGUUGGUCGCGAGUAUUUUAAGGAUUUGCUUUGGCGGUCAUUUUUCCAAGACAUAAAUACAAAUAAAUUUGGGGAUAUUUGUGAAUGCAAAAUGCAUGACCUUAUUCAUGAUCUUGCACAGUCAGUAGCGGGAGUCGAGUCCAUAAUUUCAACUCCAGAUGCAAAAAAUGUAGUUGAAAGAACUCGGCAUGUGGCAUUUGAUUCUUUAAAUUCAUUAAGGGAUAUUCCAGCUCCCUUGCUCAAGGCAGACAGAAUGAGAUCGUUUUUGCUGCGCCCUCCAGGAGAUGAAUAUUUUGGAUCAAGAGUACUUGAGGGGAAUAAGCAAGUAUAUGAUACACUUAUUUCAGGUUUUAAAUGCUUGCGUGCCUUGACUUUGAUUAAGUCGAAUAUUGAAGAAGUGCCGAAUUUCAUUGGAAAGUUAAAGCAUCUAAGAUUUCUUAAUCUUUCUUGGAAUAAAGAUAUAAAACUACUCCCCACUUCUAUGACUAAAUUACAGAAUUUGCAAACACUAAGACUUGAUUUUUGUAGUGGGCUUGAAGAAUUGCCUGAAGACACUAGAAACUUGAUCAGCCUUAGGCAUCUUACACUUUGUGGGUGUGACAACUUGACUCAUAUGCCGCAUGGACUGGGAAAGUUGACUGCUCUUCAAACAUUGACGAUGUACAAUUUAGGGAGGAGGGAAAGUUCUGUUCCAAAGCAAAAGGGUGGGCUACACGAGCUAGGUGGUUUAAAUGAGUUGGGUAGAAAUUUAUGUAUCACGGGUUUAGAGCACUUGAGAUCUUCUCUAUCAGAAGCCGAGGCUGCAAACUUGAAGACGAAGCAACACCUUCGAAUAUUGAAAUUAAAGUGGGACCCAGAAGCUGGUGAUGACAGUGGAAUGGCAAUUGCAAACGAUGAACAACUGUUAGAAAACCUUCGGCCAUGCCAAAAUUUGGAAUACUUUGAAAUAAAUGGGUAUGCAGGUGUGAGGUUAUCUAGCUGGCUGUCCUCCCUAUCGAAAUUGGUUGAUAUUACCAUAGGCAAUUGUAAAUGGUGUCAACACAUCCCACCAUUGGACCGAUUCCCUUCUCUUGAUAGACUUUCUCUUGAAAACUUGAUUGCGCUGGAGUACAUAAUCAAUGAUGAUAGUGACGUGUCCUCUUUUCCCCUCACAUAUCUCCGUCUUAAGAAUUUGCCCAAGUUGAAGGGAUGGUGGAGGAUGAGGGAAACAGUAACAGCAGAGCAUGAACGACAUCAUCGUCUUCCAUUAUUCCCAUUAUUUCCUUGCCUUUCUUUUUUACUUAUCGAGAAUUGCCCUAUGAAUAUGAUGUCUCUAAUACCAGUCGUAACACCAGGGAGGCAAACAACACCCUCCACUUCCUCUCUCUUUUCCCAUCUCUCUAAAUUGAAGACUCUUGUUCUUAAGAGAUUAGAGGAACUUGAAUAUCUUCCAGAGGAGUGGCUGCAAAAACUCACUUCCCUUAAGACAGUCAAUAUUUCGCAAUGUCGUAAACUGCGAGUAAAACUGUCUCCACUCUUUCAACAACUCACUGCGCUUGAAUAUCUGUGGAUUGAUGACAUCACGGAACUUAUCAGCAAUGAGGAUGACGAGGGCGCACAAUGCCUUGGACCCACAGCACUUCGUAAACUAUAUAUAUUAAAUGUUAGAAGCUUGGUGUCUCUCCCAACGGCGAUUAGACAUUUUACCACUUUGCGAGAUCUUUCCAUUGGGGACUGCCCUAGUUUGAUGUCUUUACCGGAGGGGAUAGGUGACCUCAAUUCACUUGAGAUGCUUUCCUUUGUGAACUGCCCUAGUUUAAUAUCACUGCCUGAAGGUAUGCACCCAGGGGCGGACCUACAGCUAGUGUUGGGGGGACGAAUGUCCCCCCAAAAUCUUUCAAAAUUUUCUUAAUUGCCUUAAAAAUCUACCCAUUUUAUAAAUUUGUCCCUCCAAAAUGAUAUUUUGUCCCCCCAAAAUAAUAUUUGUAUCUCCUUUUAAUUUUUUCUCUUAGUUUUGCUCCCCCAAAAUAAUAUAUGUGUCCAUUUUAAUUAUUUUUUAUAGUUUUGCUCCCCCCAAAAAAAUAAUAUUUGUUUUCCCUUUAUUUAUUUAUUUUAUUUUAUUUUUUAAAAACCUUGCACCCUCCUUCAAUAUAAAAAACCUAAAAUACCCAAUUCAUUUAGUUUCCCUCUAUAUUCUAGUUCGCUUCUAAUUAAAAACUCAAUUGGAUUUAGGACUUUGAUUGAAUAUGUGAAUGAAAAAAGUUAAAUGAUUUGGGAUCUUUGAAUAGCUUCUAACCAACAAUCAAAAAAAAAAAAAAAAAACCCAACAACCAGUUUUUUGAAUAGUUAUUUUGACAUCAUUUAGGUUUAUAAUAUUUGUUUUGACAUCACAAAUUAAAUGGUUUAAUCAUUUAUGAUUGCACCAUUGUUUGACUUAACUUUUAGCAUUUCUUUUCUUGUUAUUUGGGGCUUGUGGGGAUUGUUACGAAAAAUAGUUAACGCUCAAAGGUACUUUUUUUCUUAGACCCUAUAAAUCGUGUUUAAUUUAUUUUGCUAAUUUUUUUUUUAAAAAUAUAUAUAUUUUUUAUUCUAUGCUAUUUUGCUAGUUUUUUAUAUUAUUAUGUAUUUGUGAUGCCAUGAGAUUAGAUGUAACACUUUUAUACUUUUAUUUUAUACAAACAUACAUAUAAAGAGAUUAUGUGUAUCUAUAUGCUUUUGUAUUUAUACGAGUCCGUCCAUUUCCCCAAGCCAAAAAAAAAUUCCGUCCCCCCAUACCUCAAAUCCUAGUUCCGCCCCUGUAUGCACCGCCUCACCACUUUACGUUAUUUGAGAAUUGUGGGGUGUCCUCACUUGGAGAAAAGAUGUAAACAAGGAACAGGAGAGGAUUGGCCAAAGAUUGCUCACGUCCAAGACUUUUCGAAUCAGUGGUAAUUUUGAGUCACCAAUUAGACGGUAAUUUUCUUCUUCUUCUUGUUCAUCUUUGUUUUACUCUAUCAGGAUUUUGAUCUAUAUUAUUUGAUUUCAUAUGUGGAACCAACUGUAGACAGAUUUUCACACCUUGCCGACAAUCAGAUUUGAACAAAGCUCUCAAAUUUUCACAGAGACAAGCAUUAAAAAAGCAUCAAUUCAUGAAAUGGGUGUGAGAUUCUUUGGGGGGAUUUAUGCAAUUUGCUUAGAUGUGUCAGCCUCACUUGUAGACAAUAUACAGAGGACUUCCAUGCUGAGGAAGAUCGGGGAGAUAUGCGUAGAAAAGCAUCAAUUCAUGAAAUUGGUGUAGAUUCAUUUUGGCGAUUUAUGCAAUUUGCUCAUAUAUGUCAGCCUCACUUGUAGACAAAACAAUGGACAAUAUACAGAGCCCUUCCAGGAUGAGGAAGAUCGGGUUCUAACUUGUUUAGCUCUCUGAUGCAGCUCCUGAUUCCGUUUACACAGGUCACACUAUUUUUCUGGCCGGGUCUGCAAGGAAUGCUUACUUAUCUUCAAGUGUAAUUGGUUGCUUCAACCACUCUGUUUAUGUAUCUAUUGUUAGUGCAGCGCUUUCGUUAGUGCUGCCUUUCCAUUUAUUCUUUGGAAUUUAUAUUCAUGGUUUUGUUAUAUCUAAAUAGGCUUUAAUAAAAUUCAGUGUGUUGAAGAUUCA